This is a messenger RNA of Lucilia sericata (common green bottle fly), 740 nucleotides long. RefSeq lists its product as uncharacterized. The transcript has a single exon. NCBI's taxonomy places the organism in Eukaryota, Metazoa, Arthropoda, Insecta, Diptera, Calliphoridae. The record is from RefSeq and is a predicted model, not a curated record. The annotation marks the transcript as partial.
UGUGGCUGCAACAAACGUCCUCUGAUAAAAACAAAAGCUCAACGUUUUUCAAACAAUGAAUGUGCUGCCUGUUGCCUUUUAAGUUGUUGGCCAUUUUGUUUUUUGCCCUGGCUAUUGCAGGGUCCAAGUCAGGAUUAUCUGCACUGUGCAAAUUGUAAAACAUUCCUCGGUUUAUAUGAUCGCAAUACUAAUUGUAUACAACCAAAUCGUUUGUAUAUCACAAUCGAAACAAAUGAUCAGUGUGUUGUCAAGGAUGAAAACAGUGCGACUAAUGAAAAAGCUGACAAACUAUUGGAUAAUGAAUCACCACCUCCCAGUUCAGCUGGUGAUGAUAGUGCUAAAGUAAAACGUUUACCCUCCAUUAUCAUAGAUGGUAAAGAACUAUCACCCGAUGUGGUGGCACGCAUACAGAAAUUUAAAAAAUACGGUUCUUUAGCUGGCAUAGAUUUAGAUGCUUUAACCAAUCCGUCGGAUUCCCCAAAUUCAACUAAACGUAUUGGUUCCUAUAGAGAAAAUCAAAAAGCUCCAUCUAAUGGCAAAGCGAAUAAGAAAAAUGUUGUAAAGAGUGCUUGAACUUGCUAAAUGUAAAUGUUGUGUUACAUGCAGUCAGCUUUCGGUGUACUAGAGCUUUGUGCGUUAUGUUAAAAAUGUUUGCUGAUGAUUUAAAGCUUUUAUGUAAAAAUUAACAGAAAUGUUAAGGUGCUGCGAGUAAUUACCUGAUUUUAAAAAUAAAAUAAUUA